Messenger RNA from Eufriesea mexicana, 1251 nucleotides. Its product is annotated as tigger transposable element-derived protein 1-like. The record is from RefSeq and is a predicted model, not a curated record. Lineage: Eukaryota; Metazoa; Arthropoda; Insecta; Hymenoptera; Apidae. Gene Ontology annotation, cellular component: nucleus. Gene Ontology annotation, molecular function: DNA binding. Bases 1 to 1251 code for a protein of 416 amino acids. The transcript has 4 exons.
AUGGCGGAAUUACCACGUGUUGCUCUUUCGAUACUGAACAAUGAUCAUUAUCAAUCGUGGAAAUAUAAACUGAAGCUGCUGCUCAUCAAAGAAGGCCUCUGGGAUGCAAUAAGUAACUCCACACCAGCAUCAUCAGACGCCAUGUUAUUGCAAAAGGACGGAAAAACAAAAGCGAUCGGACUUUUCGUGGAAGAUAAUCCACUCAUCCAUAUUCGCACAGCCGAAAACGCAAAAGCAGCGUGGCUUACACUAGAAGAGUAUCGCCAAAAGUCAUCUCUGUCGAAUAAGGUAUUUCUAUUAAAACGUUUGUGCAGACUAAAGCUCAAGGAAAAUGAAAAUCUAGAAGAGCACAUAAAUUCGAUGAUUGAGAUCCAAGAUCGCCUUGCAACUGGACAAGGUGCAACGUCUAUAGCAAAGCAUUUUGGCCUACAUGAAGCUACCGUAAGAACUAUCAAGAAAAAUGAAGCUGCUAUUAGAAAGUCGGUAUGUUCUGGAACAAAGUUAAGUGCUAACCCAUCAUCAUACACAGGAGAUAUUGUCAAAGAGAAAAUGGCAAAAACUCUGGUAAUAUGGAUAGAAGAUAAAUCGCAGAAAAGAGUAUCAGUAGACGGAAAUGCUAUCAAUCGAACAGCGUUCAGAAUGUAUACACAGAUUAAAGAAAUGGAACCAGGCACUUCAUCAGAGUUAAACGAAAAGUAUGAAUUUUCUGCAAAUGAAUCGGCUACUAAAAAAUUUCCGCUAAAACUUGCUAAAAUAAUUGAAGAUGGAGGCUACAUUCCUGAUCAAGUUUGGAAUGCAGAUGAAGGUGAUCUUUUUUGGGAAAGAAUGCCGAACAGAACUUACGUAGCAGAGGCGCAGAAAAGAGAUAGUGGAUUUAAGGUAGCUAAGGAUCGUGUGACGUUAUUUUGCUCCAACGCUUCAGGAGAUUAUAUGUCGCUUGUAAAUCGAGCCCUAAAACCACGUUCAAUGAAAGGUGUAGAUUUGAAUAAAUUGUCAGUUCACUGGAUGGCAAACAAAAAAGCUUGGGUUACUAUAGAUAUCUAUACUGAAUGGUUUAACAAAUGUUUCGACCCAAAAGUUGGACGCUAUAUGAACAUCAACGGUCUUGACGUAGUUUUUGAUACCACACUACGUAUGGGAUUUUUCCAUGUACCCGCGACUUUAUUCUAUUUCGUGUAUAUACAGCAGUACUUGCUGUUUCACCCCAAAAUCUCAAAUCUAAUUUUGAAUCCGCCAGCACUGUUCUGGUAG